Mizuhopecten yessoensis (Yesso scallop) is the source of this 774-nucleotide messenger RNA. RefSeq lists its product as uncharacterized. NCBI's taxonomy places the organism in Eukaryota, Metazoa, Mollusca, Bivalvia, Pectinida, Pectinidae. The record is from RefSeq and is a predicted model, not a curated record. The coding region runs from base 1 to 774 and encodes 257 amino acids. The transcript has 2 exons.
AUGUCAAACGCCAAGGCAGGAGGUUCAAGCAAGACAACCCCACAGCCUACGGCAUCAUCUCGACCCCCCAAUACAGAUAUGCAGGAGUCUAGUGAGGAAGAGUCCAACUUCCCCGGCCCAAACAAUACGUCAACGGUUAUCAACGUACCAGAGUCCAGGGAAGGAGGUACAAGAUAUACCAGAGGCUCAUCAAUCACAUCACCCUCAACUACCCACUCCGCAAAGAUGCCUGAGUCCAGGCUGGGAAACACAAAUGCCCCAAGCACGUUAUUCUACCAUAUAAUUAACAAACAGAGGUCGCCCCAAAACCAACUACAGAGGGGAUUCACAGAAGGAACCUCGCCACUAAAUGCUUGUUUGUUAGUAGAAGAAUGCAUCAAUGAGGCCUUUGAUUUCAACAAGCCGUUAGCACUGACCACGCUUGAUGCAACCAGGGCUUUUGAUGUCGUUUGGCAUGAUGGACUACUGCGGACACUGUAUCAGGCUGGCGUGCAACAGGAACUAUGGGGCUUGAUCAAAGAGUUGCAAACAGAAUUCUACUCCGCCGCAAAAUAUGAGGGACGACUUGGCCCAACGCUUAAAGUGAAUCAAGGUAUUAGGCAAGGCGCCAAACGUUCUCCAAUCAUAUACAAAACCUUCAGCAAUGACAUCCUGAAUCAUAUUAGAGACAACGGGCUUGGAGCCUACAUAGGGAACAUAUUUAUCGGCGCCCCAACAGUUGCAGACGAAAUCUCCUUAGUGCACGACAACCCUGUGGAAAUGCAGACAAAUUAG